This is a messenger RNA of Marasmius oreades (fairy-ring Marasmius), 3494 nucleotides long. RefSeq lists its product as uncharacterized. The transcript has 4 exons. Lineage: Eukaryota; Fungi; Basidiomycota; Agaricomycetes; Agaricales; Marasmiaceae. The record is from RefSeq and is a predicted model, not a curated record. Gene Ontology annotation, molecular function: protein binding. The coding region runs from base 46 to 3387 and encodes 1113 amino acids.
CAUCAUCUCAACUUCAAGUUUCUUGACCUGGCCACCCGAGCUAAGAUGCGCUCAAGCUCUUCACCUAUGGCCGACUAUAGCCAAAUAGGAAGAUAUGGGACCAUAUCUCUCCUCAAACAGAACGAACCGAACGUCGCGGUUACUUCGUUUGGAAUUGACACAGAGAAACUCACCUUUGGGAUGGACAAGGACUGCAGUAUCAGGUUGUUCUAUCCAGAUAUCAGUGCAAAUCACUGUGAAAUCCACUUUAGGGACCGAAAGGCUUUUCUGGUCAUUUUGGGUUCGACUGGACUGAUAGUCGAUGGUUCCAAAGCAUAUCCAAGUCCAACGACCGGCUCCCCAACGACGAUUCCCCUCCUCAAUAAUUCAACAAUCGAAAUACACGGGAAGCGAUUCCGUUUCUCGUACCCUCCAAAGGAGCUGAGAGCACAAUUAUACGAUACGCCCCCUCAAGCCCGAAAGCGAACCUUACGUCUAUCGAUGAUCCAGUCUGCUGAAGUUUUUACACCGAGACCCUCGUCUGAUCCAAUGGAAAAUCUUCGUGUGCUUCAGAGCCCACUUAGGUCCUAUAGGUCUCCUUUAAGCACUCCCACUCCAUCUCCGUCUACUUCCGGACGUUCCUUAUUCACUCUCACCUCACCAUCCCCAUCGACUCCAGAUUCUAGAGCCCAUGACCCCGCCGCUGUGACCCUCGUCGAUGGUAACAACCCUUGUGUCGUAGAGGAGGACCAAGAUUUGGUCAUCCUAGAAGAUGUUCCACUUACCACUUCGUCGUCCCCUACACCACCACCUUCUGCUGCAAAGACAGUAUACAAGCCUGCUCCACCUCCAACGCUUUCACUUCAAGUACCGCCUGCCCCGCCAGUGACUCCUCGUCGCUCGCGACCCACUUUACAUCAAGCGGUGCUCAUCCGAAGCGCGCAACGGGCGGCUUUCAAAGCUGAGAUACAGCGCGAAGAGGAAGAGGAAGAAGCGAUGGAAGAGAUGGAAGUCUUUGGGACCGUAUUUGCAGAGGACGAGGACGAGGAAGAGAACGAUGACGUUCCUAUGCCAGUCGACGUGGGGGAAGACGAGAGCUCAGACGAAGACAUGUCCGACGAAGGCGAAAGUUCCAACUCAAAUGGAACUUGGCGUCAGAGUUUAGUUGGCAGGAUAUGGCCUUUCAGUUCUCGAUCACCGUCGCCCACGAAAACAUCACCUCCCAAAAGCCCCGAAGCGUCGAAUACGUCCGAGAUAGAGGAUAUCGAGGAUCUUCCUCCGUCAUCGGACUCUGUUCUCGACCCGGAGGAAAUCAAAAAGGAGGGGGAGGAUAGCGACGAGGCGCAAGAGAGCGUAGGGCCUCUUCUGGCCAUCCCAGGAACACCCAUCCGCAAGUCCCAAGCAAACUCCUCACCUACCAAACCUCCUUUACGAGGUCUCUUCAUGACACCUCAGCCGUCCGCCUCAAACAAUACACUUUUCCCGCAGGGCCGGCAACGAAUGACCUUGGGGGGACAGGCCAUGCGUGUCAAGGUCGAGGAAAAGCCCUGGAAGAUCGAGGAUAUCGUUCUUCCUGUUCCUCCGUCACAGCCUGAGGCACUGGCCGUUGAGAAAGACAAGCCUCUGACAACACCGUCUAGCGUUUGUCUUUCAAAUGCAGAGCGAGCUGCGAUCCGUGAGCGUAGAAGGUCUGCGCUGAAGAUGCCCGAAACUUUCUUUGGUGGCUCAGGUGGAAUCCCAGGUAUCAGUAACACGUCUCCUAUUAAGAGAGACGCGAGUGAAGGACCCCUCUCAUCUCCAUUCAAAACGAGGCGAGGUGUUGAUGACGGAACAGAUUCUCUGGCGAGCAAAGAACGAGUAGUCAAAGAGGACGAUUCAGAUGCCCGUACAUUACUGGAGAGGAUGAGGGGUGCAGUUGAAGACAUGAAAUCAAGACGAGCUUCGAUGUCUGUUCCUGUUUCUCCCACCAAAGGAGCCUCUCGCAGAGUCGAGGAGAAUAACGAAGCUGCCAAGGAUCUUCAGGAAUUCUCUCUUUUUCGAAAUCCAGAUGCUUGUCGCCUGCCACGGAAAUCGGUAUAUGUGAUUGAGCAUCCAACUCAUUCUAUUGUUUCUCCCAUGGAGGUUGAUGAAAUGUCAUCAUCUCUCGAUACCGAUAAAUUAGACAAUCCCAGCACCACAUCCCCUCAAGAGAGCACCGUACCUGAUGUUGAGAUGGCAGUCGGACAUACGGCGGCUUCUCCUGCCCUAUCACCUGUGAAGACGAGAAAUACUAGGAAACAUGCGACUACUAGAACAGGUACGGUGGACACGCCCUCUUUAGCUGAUGACGAGGCGUCACCUGUUGUCGGCGAACGCGAAAGUGAACUGGAUGAUGAUAGCGACGAGGAGCCGAAACGGGCAAAAAAGACCACAGGUCGGGUUAUGAGAGGAAGAGGGCAGAGCGAAGUUAGUGAUCAGAGUUCGGGAUGUCAAGAGGCUAAGCCACCGUCAAAGUCACGAGCAAGAGCGGGAACAACACUCGUUGUGUCCGACUAUGUAGCACCGAUGGUAGUCGAUGAUGCUGUACCCAAGGAGCAGACAGCAGCACAGGAAGACAUUGAUGAUGAUGUCGAGAUAACCGGCGAUCAGUUCUGCUCAAAAGCUAAUACAGCCACACGCAGUCGUACACGAUCCAAAACUCCAACCGCCCCUCCCCAUACCAACGACACCAAACCUAAACGAACCACACGCCAUGCAUGUACCGCUGAACCUGUUACCCAGCAGAGUGAGGAGGAACGAGAACCUUUAACAGCCACUAGACCGCAGACACGCCGACGUGCUGGUAGUGCUGCACCAGUGACUACUGCGACACGAAGAAUGGCUGCAACUCGUACAACUGCUGCUGCGGGUGCAUCUGAAUCGUCUGAAACGGAAUCAAAUGAGGGGAGGAAGACGCGUACUACUCGAGCUGCGCGGGCUGGUGAGACACCGGGGAAGCCUACUAGCAAACGUGGCGGUCGACGUGCGAAAGCAACACCAAGUGUACCCCCUCUGAUUCCUGAAGCGAUCAAAGAGGAGGAAAGUGCUGAGGUCGUUUCCAAUCCUCCUCUCCAGAAGAAGACUACCACAAGGUCGAGGAAAGUGGGAAGGGACGCGGAUAACAUUCCUCCUCCUGCCAUCGCUGUACGUACCACCUCCAAGUCGCGUUCUGCGAAGAAGGGUGGAACUGGAGCUGCUGCUGCCGUUCCUGAAGAAGAGACAGUAGAUGACAAAGAGAAUAGCGACAACGAGAUUGUGGUUACCAAGGCUCGAGUUGGAAGACCACGUAAAGGUGCUGCUACGAAAGUGAAAGAGGAGACCGUUACGGAACCGGAGUUGGGUACGAGAACGAGAACUACUCGAGGAAUGAGGACUCGUUCGAGGACUUAGUGGUGGUUAUCCAUAACCCUUGAUACCCCUACUUCAUGUUGUACGAUGUGUUAUACGUCUAUCUAUUUGCUUUUGUUAUAUUUAUUGAAACCCCUCUUGAAUGCGAU